AGAUGCUGAAAGUCAAAUGAACAAAAUACAUCAUUCAACAGGCAGAACUGCCGUAUAAAUAACAUAUUGUAGUUGUGUAAGCCUUCAUGCUGACAACCACACUAACCAGAGAUUGACCACUUGUUCAAAAUACCGCUUUUGUGACAGAUGGCUCUGUAAAACUUCUGCUCUCCUAAAAAAGGCAAUGAAUUCAUCAUUAUUAUUCAUUUAAACAUUCUAUUUAUUAUUGUUAAGUGUAUGUAUGUGUCUAUAUUAGGUAUGUAUAUCGUUUUAAACGUUUCUUCUUUCUGUUUAACAUGGUGUUACUGGGUUAGACGCGACAACAAACCACACAACACAACAAGGAAGAAGCACAAUUCAUAACCGAUCCGUACAGACUUCCAUUACUAAAAUGACGAAUAGUUCCUGCAAAAAUGUCUACGCAGUGCUAAACAGCACAGAGAAGGUGGCCAUCGGCACCAUCUGUGUGUUGAUCGCACUUCUCAGCCUCCUGGUCAAUGUGUUCAUUCUGGCUGUCAUAGGCUGCUCUAGGAACCUACGAAAACAUCCGUCAUACCUGUUUAUGGGCAACUUGGCAUUGGCAGACACUAUUGCAUGCAGCUGUUUCACCAUCAACUUCCUGGAAUUCCACCUUUCUAAACCGGGCAACUCGUUUGAGAAAACACAGUAUCUGCUUAAGCUGGGUGCCGUGACCAUGGCGUUUACAGGAUCAGUUGGAAGUCUGCUUGUGAUGGCAGCUGACCGCUAUCAUGCCAUCUACAAGGUUUCAACCUACAAGGUGCUGGUGACACGUAAAAGAGCCUUGAUGGCUAUUGUGACUUUAUGGGUUACGGCUGCCCUCAUUUCCUUCCUUCCUCUGAUGGGCUGGAAUUGUCCAACUUGUCAGUCAUGCUCCGAUCUCUUUCCAUAUGUGAAUCAUAACUACCUGGCAUUCUUUGCCAGUCUCGUGUUGGUGGUGAUCGUCCUCAUACUGGUGGCCUAUGCUCUGAUAGUGUGGAUGGCCCACAAACAUGAAGCCAAUCUGUCCGCUGAACAUCCAGAACUAGCACGCAUGCGUGUGGACAUCCAUUUGGCAAAGACUUUUAGCUGUGUUCUGCUAAUUCUGUUAGUGUGUUGGCUGCCGGUCCUUUUCUUCAUGAUGACAGAUGUAGUUACGAAAGGUCUUUCAAGAGCACAACAAAAGGCAUUUGCCUUCUGCAGUACACUAUGCCUGCUGAACUCAGGCAUCAACCCAUUGCUAUACACCCUGCGCUGUCGUGAACUACGUGCAGCGCUUAAAUCAUUAGUAGCUGGUUUAAGAAGAUGCAAUGGUUGUAGUUCACAGCUAGUGACUAAUACCAGUGUAUGAGACAUUUAACAGCAUCUGGCUACUGAACAGAAGUGUUUGCUCCCCCUAGUGUUGGUUCCUAAACAACAGCAGCUUUACU
Carassius auratus (goldfish) is the source of this 1427-nucleotide messenger RNA. RefSeq names its product cannabinoid receptor 2-like. The transcript is spliced from 2 exons. Gene Ontology annotation, biological process: G protein-coupled receptor signaling pathway. Bases 392 to 1348 code for a protein of 318 amino acids. Gene Ontology annotation, molecular function: cannabinoid receptor activity. NCBI's taxonomy places the organism in Eukaryota, Metazoa, Chordata, Actinopteri, Cypriniformes, Cyprinidae. Gene Ontology annotation, cellular component: membrane. The record is from RefSeq and is a predicted model, not a curated record.